CUGCCAGAUACUGACUUAUAACCAAACGCCCUGCUUGAUCUCACCACGCGCACACACGCGCUGUACUCGACCGUCUCGUUCCAGAACCUUCGUGUUCCUCCACAUGUCAGCGCGCCCAUACUUUCGGCGCCACCAGCACCUCUUUCCUCCACCCUGUUCUCAACCUCCCAAGCGAAGAAGGGGACCGUAGCGGUCCAACAUAUGCGCAUGAAAUAAAGAUCAGCAUGAACGGCAACUUUGCGACCUUGGAGGAGAUCUAUGAGCACGCUGCUCAGCACACGAUUCGCAUAGCCCACAGUACAGACUACACCUCUUCCGCCGUCGCCGUCGUCCUCUUCUCGAUUUUCGCCUGCCUCGUUUGGCCUCUGCUCUCGGACGGAACUGAUCCCGGAAGCAAAUUCUUCAAUGUUGUUCGGAAUAUGGCGUCGCGGAUAGGCUUUGGGUUGGUGCGGAGGCCGGCUUCCAGCGAGACGGGUGCGCUGGCUACCGUCUUUGGGGUCAAGAACAACGCCGGAGUCGGCGGCUUGAAGACUUUGGGCUCGGAAACUUUGCAGCGUGGUAUCGGGGGCUUUCGAUCCAUCAUGGCCAAGAGCACUAGUGGAGACGACACCGUCGUGCCAGCGGGACUGGGCAACUGGGACAACUCGUGCUACCAAAACAGCGUCAUACAAGGCCUCGCCAGUCUUCGCUGUCUGCCCGACUUUCUCGGUCGUGUCGCGACGAAGAUGGCCGCGAAAGAAGGCCCAAACGGGGGCCGGAGCAUGAACGAAGCGCUGCUGGACAUGUUGGCGAAGCUGAAUGACGUGGCCUACAGUGGGCGCGCACUGUGGUUGCCUUCUGAGCUGAAGACAAUGAGCACAUGGCAGCAGCAAGACGCGCAGGAGUACUUCUCCAAGAUUCUGGACAAGUUGGACAAGGAGGCUAUGGAGGUCGCAAAGAAGGACGCCGCGGCAAAGGAACCAGUCAAACUCAGCUUGGACGACACGAGGAGCACAGGGUUGGAGGAAAGGCUACACGGCGACAACCACGAAGCGAGAAACAGAUUGGAGCUGCGCAACCCCCUAGAUGGCAUGAUUGCUCAGCGUGUUGGAUGCAAGACCUGCGGCCAUUCCGACGGUCUUUCCCUCUUCCCGUUCAACUGUCUCACCGUCCCUCUUGGACGAGCAAGCCACUACGACAUCCGCGACUGCCUAGACGCUUACACCGCACUCGAAGAUAUCGAUGGAGUCCAGUGUCCGAAGUGCACACUGAUGGCCUUCCAGGCCAAACUCUCUACCAUGGUCUCAAACGCGUCGUCAUCCGAAACGCUCAAACAGCAGCUCGAAGAGCGCCUGCAGGCGGUCCAAGACGCCUUGGACAGCAAAGAUUUUUCAGAUAAUGCAAUCACAAGAAAGUGCCAGAUUCCGAAGAAGCAGUGGGUUGAGAGUACGAAGACGAAGCAGGCCGUUGUGGCGCGAGCCCCGCAAGGCCUCGUCCUUCACGUGAACAGGAGUAUGUUCAAUGAGUUCACGGGUGCGCAGAUCAAGAAUCCUGCCGUGGUCCAUUUCCCAGCGACAUUUGAACUUGGACCGUGGAUGUUGGGAGCCCUGAGAGAAAAAGCAGCGUUGUCUGGGGAACGUGAAGCGGACGGGCAAGAGGAGUACUGGGCGAUGGAUCCGCAGACCUCGAUGUUACCCUCAGCAGAGGAGUUGGUAGCUUCGGAUGCGAGGUACGAGCUGAGAGCUGUAGUCACACAUUUUGGACGGCACGAGAACGGGCAUUACGUGUGCUACCGCAAGUUCAGUCCCCCUCCGACUGCUUCCAGGACUCCAGACGCGGAUGUGGCCGAAGAAACGUGGUGGAGACUGAGCGACGAGGAUGUGACGAAAGUUGGCGAAGACUAUGUGUUGAGGCAGGGAGGCGUGUUCAUGCUUUUCUAUGAAAAGAUCGAAGAGUUACCACAACAGCAAAAGACAAUGGCGACAAUCUCGCCGCUGCUGGAAGCGGUUUCUGCCGUAGAACCAGCCGACGUACCUCUUCCUCUUGAUGAUGACGAGGAUCUAGAAGAGGAUCUUGAACCCGAGAUCUCAGUCCCAAUAAGCCAUGACGAAAAAAAGCCCAUCGUGACGUCGUUGGGUGAUGGCUCGUUCUCAAAACCUGAUGGUUCACCUCGGCAGCUCCCUACGCCACCCGAAUCCGUGGCUGAAUCGGCCAUCGAGAGCGACCUCGACAGCGUCGCAGAUGAGCACCUAGCGGCGGUAGUCGAUUAUCCGCGCGAACACGUCCAAGCGAUACGUAUGCGCACUUCGAAUCAGUUCUCCGAGGAUAGAAACAAAGGAAACAGCAACGAGAGUUUGCUUAUGGGGAGCAGGAUGGUUUCAGCUUCAUGAUAACACGGCGAUCGCUGCACUUUGGAGCCAAGCGGCGCCAUUCUGUAUUCAUACCUCUGUUUGUCGUGCAUAGCGAGCGGCGUUUCGUUAUGAGGGUUUUUCUUAAAUAGCUUUCAAGUGCAGUCCGAGGGUUGCUGCAGAUAGAAUAUAUCGCAACCUCCUGCAGUCUCUCC
Molecule: messenger RNA, 2542 nt
Organism: Verruconis gallopava
Lineage: Eukaryota; Fungi; Ascomycota; Dothideomycetes; Venturiales; Sympoventuriaceae
Exons: 1
Coding region: 225-2369 (714 amino acids)
Biological process (GO): protein deubiquitination
Cellular component (GO): nucleus; cytosol
Molecular function (GO): cysteine-type endopeptidase activity; cysteine-type deubiquitinase activity
Source: RefSeq, a predicted model, not a curated record